This is a messenger RNA of Aphanomyces astaci, 549 nucleotides long. RefSeq lists its product as hypothetical. Bases 1 to 549 code for a protein of 182 amino acids. The transcript is spliced from 3 exons. Lineage: Eukaryota; Oomycota; Saprolegniomycetes; Saprolegniales; Verrucalvaceae. The record is from RefSeq and is a predicted model, not a curated record.
AUGGACGACCAGUUUCUCGCGCCAGACGACUGCACCGCGACCACCGUCGUCCAGCGUUUUCCACACGCUGCUACAGGAAUUGACGCAUUUACAGGUAUUUCCAACAAGUUGCCAUGGGCGACCUUGUUUUCUCUAUGUUUGCCAGUGGCAUCGCGACAAUGCUCCACGGAGCAGCAUGUAAUGCGAAAGCAAGCGACUUUCUCGCUGACGUUGCGAUGGGCCGUGGAGGUGACCGGUCUGCAGGCGGACAGGGCGGUCGCGAUGAUGGAGGUCACGAAGGUGAGUAUUGCCGACGUGGUGGUGGCUAGGGACAUGAAACGGACCAUCGUGGUUCGCUUUGCGGCAGCUCGGGAGCUUCGGGUGGGAGCCCUGCAGGCAACAAGGCGCCGCCGACGAUUGUUGGCUCGGGGUAAAUGCGCGCCGGCCUUCAUAACGUUGCCCGUGAGCCCGGUCAACAACCUUGCGAUGUCGGUCCGCUGGUUUCCGACGCGACCCCUCAUCGAAGGCUCGUAUUACUCCCUUGAGCUAUACUUUCGAAGUAAAUGUUAA